This is a messenger RNA of Anoplopoma fimbria (sablefish), 3101 nucleotides long. It is a transcript of the gene prkg3, whose product is annotated as protein kinase cGMP-dependent 3. The record is from RefSeq and is a predicted model, not a curated record. Lineage: Eukaryota; Metazoa; Chordata; Actinopteri; Perciformes; Anoplopomatidae. The transcript is spliced from 22 exons. Bases 333 to 2369 code for a protein of 678 amino acids. Gene Ontology annotation, molecular function: ATP binding; cGMP-dependent protein kinase activity. Gene Ontology annotation, biological process: protein phosphorylation.
GGGUGAGACAGAGAGAGAGAGAGAGCGAGAGAGAGAGACGAAGAGAAGUAAAAAUAGUAAAAUCCGAAGAGCAGAAAUGGCAAUGCAAGCUGAGAAAGUGUGCGGCGGUAAAAGAUGAAUGCUGGUGAGGUUGCAGACUGCAUGUUUGUAUCUGCUCAGGUGUGUCUGGGGGGUCAAGCAGGAUAUUGAACACACAGCAAAUACUUCUCCACAGCUGGGAGUGGAUCUUGUGAGCAGUUCAGGGUGAUUAUUUGGCUCCUAUGAUCCAUGUGGCCUUUAUAGGCUGGACAGACGUUCAUCUACUCUCCUGAUCCACCACACAGCCUGCAGCCAUGGAGAAGCAACUAGAGGAGCUGAAGCAGCAGCUAGAAAAACAAUGUAUGAUCAACCAGGAGCUGCAGAGGCAAAACAAAGACCUGGAACAACGACUGCAGGAGAAAGAAAAACUUUUGCAGGAGCUGGACGGUCAAUAUCAUGAUCUGGAGUUUCCCUCUCAGAGCGGUAAUGAGGUUAAACCGGAGGUCAGAAAGAGCCGUGCGGCUGUCAUUGCCUCCGAGCCGAUCCAGAACCUGGAUAUUACACGCAUGAGGGUCAAGAAAACGGACAGCGAGAAAAAUCUGAUCAUCAAAGCCAUCCAGAGGAAUGACUUCCUGAGCCGCCUCGACGAUGAGCAAACAGCCAUGAUGGUGGAUCUCCUGGCGGUAUCCAGCUUCAAACCGGAUGAGGAAGUCAUGAAAGAGGGCUCAGAAGGAGACAGCAUGUACAUAGUAGCAGCUGGUGAGCUCCUUGUCACUCAGGCAGGCCGAAACCUCCGCAGCCUGACCACUGGUGAUGUGUUCGGGGAACUGGCCAUCUUGUACAAUUGCAAACGGACAGCAACAGUCAAAGCAAAGACAGCAGUGCGUCUGUGGUGCAUCGAGCGACAGACAUACAGGACGAUUAUGACCAACAAGACCAAGAAGAAGCGAGAACAGCUCAUGGGCUUCCUGAAAACGUCUCGUACUCUGAAGGAUCUGAAUGAUGUCCAGCUUUCCAAAAUAAUUGACUCUAUGGAGGAGGUCAAGUACCAGGACAAAGAUGUUAUAGUUCGAGAAGGAGCAGAAGGAAAUACAUUCUACAUCAUUCUCAAAGGAGAGGUCCUGGUGACCAAGACCGUGAAUGGGCAUCAGAAGCAGAUUCGUAGGAUGGGAAAAGGGGAGCAUUUCGGGGAACAGGCCCUUAUACGGGAAAUCCUGAGAACUGCCACUUGCCGCGCUGACGGCCCUGUUACCUGCUUCUCCAUUGACAAGGAGGUGUUUGAAGAAACAAUUCCCAUAGAACACUUGGAGCUGUUUGACGACUCCAAAGUGCUGCAGGAGGCACAAGCUCCAGAAAAGCCCAGCCCCAGCUCCACUCUGAGGUUUAAGGACCUGGUCCCGGUUCUCUACCAGGAGGGUCGCUAUCAAGGAGAUCCUGUCACGCUUGGAGUCGGAGGGUUUGGCCGUGUUGAGCUGAUGACCACUGUGAAUCAAGGGAAAUAUUACGCUAUCAAGCGAGUCAGCAAGAAGCACAUUGUUGCCAAGAGACAGGAGGAGCACAUGUUGUUUGAGAAAAAGAUCCUUAAAUCCAUCCAGUGCGACUUCAUCGUCAGGCUUCAUGCUGCUUUUAAAGACACACGAUACAUCUACAUGGUCAUGGAGUUCUGUGUGGGAGGAGAGAUCUGGACCAAACUCAAAGAAGUAGGGCGUUUCGACGAGCCCAUCGCUAUGUUCUGCACGGCCUGUGUGGUGGAGGCAUACGCCUACCUCCACAAGAAGAACAUCAUGUACAGGGACCUAAAGCCUGAGAACCUGAUGCUGGACAUAAAGGGCUACGUCAAACUGGUGGACUUUGGGUUCUCCAAGGAGUUGGUGCGUGGGGAGAAAACCUACUCAUUUGUGGGUACUCCUGAGUACAUGGCCCCAGAGAUCAUCAAGAACCAGGGACAUGACUUUGCAGUGGACUUUUGGUCCCUUGGCGUCCUGAUCUAUGAGCUAUUGGUGGGAAGCCCUCCCUUUUCAAGUUCAGAGCCUCAGAAGAUUUAUUCCAAAAUUUUGGACGGGGUGCUCAAGUACCCACCUUACAUGAGUGAGGCAGCCAGGUCCAUUAUCAGCAAAAUGUGCAGACCUCGGCCCGGUCAGAGGUUAGGAAACACCAAGAAUGGAAUCAAAGAUGUCCGGCAUCACAGGUGGUUCAGCAGUAUGAACUGGCACAAGCUGCGUGUGGGUCAGCUCGACGCCCCCACAGUCCGCCUCAUACGCAAGGGCCCCUGCUACAUCAACUUUGAUCGUUUCCCUCUUGAUCAGACUAAGGUGGAGGAGGAGUUCUCCGGCUGGGACCGUGAAUUUUGAUGUUAAAGGAUCAAAGGCCACCAGAGUUUCACCUAAAUAUGGAGCCAAAUCAGAAUACCCCAGUUCGAGCCAAAACAUGAUGUUAGAAGGAGCUUUAUACAGUAGUAAAAAAUAUAACUCCAACUUCAUACUAAUUUGAUUAUUAAAUUAGAGUGGAACUGCCGGGUAUCACCUAUUUAAAUCUUUUUUAUUAAAGCUCCUCUGGUGUCACAGAGAGGCAUCAUCUGGGUGGCAACUGGCCAAAAAAUAUAUGGAGGUGUUGAGUGAUGUGUUUGGACAUUCUGUUUCCAAAUUCAGUGCAGGGAGAUCGGAUGCCUGAUGAAAAAGUGUUAUUAACAUCAUCCGUAUAACACUCAUUCUUCACUGAUUAGAAUGAAACACCCGUCAAUGUGCUUGCUAGCUGAGAAAAAAAGGCUUGAGUCAUUUUGUUCAAUCAGUACAGCUCUUUCCGAGCCUGACAAUAAAACUCAAAUGUGUGUUGUUCUUUUUGGAUCUUUGUUCGUUUUAGAGAUGAAACAUGAUUUAAAGUUUAUAACAAAGUUGGUAAAUGCUUUAAUAUUGCUUUAAUAUUGUUAAAGAUGUUUUUUUUAUUGUAAACUGUCACUUUCUUGAGGAGUUUGACUUUGUUUUUGGAUAAUAUGUCCCUUUUAUGUAUGCAGAUUAUUUUCACGCACCUUGAUUGUAUCUUAAAAAGAUCAUGGAAUAUCAAAAUUUCUACUUGACUCUCCUAGU